Emiliania huxleyi CCMP1516 is the source of this 912-nucleotide messenger RNA. RefSeq lists its product as hypothetical. Gene Ontology annotation, molecular function: pyrimidine nucleotide-sugar transmembrane transporter activity. The record is from RefSeq and is a predicted model, not a curated record. Gene Ontology annotation, cellular component: Golgi membrane. Gene Ontology annotation, biological process: pyrimidine nucleotide-sugar transmembrane transport. The transcript has 4 exons. NCBI's taxonomy places the organism in Eukaryota, Haptophyta, Isochrysidales, Noelaerhabdaceae. Bases 1 to 912 code for a protein of 303 amino acids.
AUGGCUUCUGCCGUGACGUCUGCGCUUGCGUGCGUGGCCCUGACGGUGCUCGCGACGUCGCAGUCGCUGCUCGUCGAGGCCGCCAAGGCGCGCGGCGGCGGCAAGAUCCCAUACGACACGAGCGCGGCCGUGCUGCUGACUGAGGCUCUAAAACUCGGCAUUGCGCUCUGCACAUGGCUGUGGCAGCGCAAGUCACUCAACUACACGGGUCUCGAGAGCUUCCAGCUGGUCUCGUGGCCGACGGCCGCGUACGCCGUGCCCGCCACCUUCUUCAUCGUACAGAAUAACCUCGUCUUCCUCGCGCUCUCUCUGCUCGACCCGCCGACCUUCCAGCUCUGGGCGUGCUUCAAGAUCAUCCCGGUGGGUGUGCUCGCGCGGCUGAUGCUCGGACAGCGGCGCUCCUCGGUGCAGUGGGUCUCCCUCCUCCUCCUCUCGCUCGGCAUGGGCGUCACGACCACUAAGCAGGACUCCGGCGCUGGCACCAAGGCGACAACAGAGAACAAUCCAACAGACAGUCAGAGUGGCAAGAGCAACGGGUGCCUCUCUGCCCUCUCGUCCGUGCUCAACGAGUGGCUGAUCAAGGUGCAGGACCCGCGCGCGCCGCUCAUGUUUAAGAACAUGCAGAUCUACUCGUGGGGCGUGCUGACUGCGGCGGCCUACUCGCAUACGCUCUUCACCGCCCCGCUGGGCGGCCUCGUCCGCGGCCUGAUCGUCCUUAACAAUGCGGCCGUCGGGCUCUGCGUCUCCGCCGUGCUCAAGUACGCAGACAACCUGACCAAGGGCUUCUCCACCUCUGCCUCCGUGCUGCUCGCCUCGGUCGCCUCCUCCGUCGCAUUCGGCUUCGUGCCGUCGCGCGCCUUCCUGCUCGGCGCCGCGUUCGCCUUCUACCUCCACCCCGCCCCGCCCUUCUGA